GAUGACCAUGGCUCUCACAAUGGAAAAGCUGACCACAAACUAUAAUGAAACAAUCAAAAAUGGUUUCUGCAAAGACAGAAGUAAUUUGCAUAUCUACAGCAAACUGAAUGGAAUGCGAGAGCUGAAUGUAACGGUCCUGGAUAGUGGAAUAACUGCUAAACAGUUUCUAAAGCAGAAAAUCACAAGAGAAUCUUUAUCUGGUGAAAAAAAUGCCUUCUUUGUAGCAGAUCUGGGAGUAGUGGUGCACCAACACUGGCGCUUUCUGCAGAAGAUGCCGCGAGUGAAACCAUUCUAUGCAGUGAAGUGUAACAGUACCAAAGAAGUGCUCCAGAUAUUGGCCCUCCUGGGUUGUGGGUUUGACUGUGCUAGCAAGUUGGAAAUAGACACAAUACUGGACAUGGGAGUGCCAGCUGCCAAUAUUGUCUAUGCCAACCCUUGCAAGCAGCCCUCACACAUCAGGCAUGCAGCCAGGCGCGGGGUAUGCAGAAUGACCUUCGACUGUGAAUCCGAACUGGUGAAAGUGGCAGAAAAUCACCCAGAGGCUGAGAUGAUUCUCCGCAUUAAGGCUGAUGACUCUGAAUCCUUGUGCUGCCUCAGCAAGAAAUUUGGAGCCUCUGUCCAGAGUUGUGAAGACCUUCUGGAGGCAGCAAAGAGACUAAAUGUCAAUGUUAUUGGUGUGAGCUUUCAUGUUGGUACUGGAAAUAAAAAUCCACAUGCAUUUGACAAGACCAUCUCAGAUGCCAGGAAGGUGAUUGAUAUUGGCCGGAAGCUUGGAUUUAAGAUGAGACUUCUUGAUAUAGGAGGGGGCCUGCCUGGACGACCUGAUUUUGAGCCAGCAUUCGAGCAGUUUGCAGAAGUAAUUAUGGAAUCUCUGGAUCACUAUUUUCCAUGUGAUGAGGGUUUUGAAAUCAUUGCAGAACCUGGGAGAUACUAUGUGGCAUCAGCUUUUACAGAAGCAAUCAAUAUUAUUACAAAGAAGGAGCUGAAAGGAGUAAAUGAAAAAGAUAGAAGGAGGUUUGCUUAUCAUCUAAAUGAUGGAGUUUUUGGGUCCUUCUUGGAAAAAUAUUUAAUGCCUGUGAAACUGACUCCCAUACCAGAAAAAGAUAUUGACCGUGCCCAGCCAUUCUUCUCCAGCAUCCUGUGGGGUCCGUGUUGUGCAGAAACAGAUGAGGUGAUGAAUGAAGUGGAUCUCCCGGAGUUGGAGGUUGAAGACUGGCUCAUAUUCCAGAACAUAGGGGCCUAUUCGAUAUGCUUUAGCACUCAUUUCAAUGGAUUCAUUCCACCGCCUGUUUACGCUGUGAUCACAAAGGAUUUAUGGCAACUACUGGAACAUCAGAGGCUGAGGGAGUCAUUUAGCCUCCUGCUCACUAACCGAAUAACAUGCUAAUUGCUUAAUUAUUUCUUUGCUAUUAUUGUGACAACAUCAGAUGCCCUGUAUUCUAACAAUUGUAUAUGAUUACUGAUCAGUAUUUUUAUUUUAUUAUAUAAAUGUGCCUACUUUUUCUAUCUUCAAAUUUUGUAUACAAUUAUUCAUGGAGAGUUCAUUUUUAAGAAUCUCCUGACAUAUUUGGAUAAUAAAAUGAGAUACUAAAGCCGUUAUAUGGAUAUCACAUCCUUGUGGAUAUCCUUUAUUUUCCAAAGAUAUAUGUCAGUAACAAGAUGCAUUAAUUGUCCUAACUACUUAUGAAUAAUAAAAAUGGAUAAUUCAGAUAUUAGAUAUACAUUACGUUUUUAACAUUUGCAGUGCCAAAACAAAAACUGCCAUUUUUAGUUUGUAUUUGUAUAAUAUGCGUCUGUGUUUUUUAAAGGGACACUGAACCCAAAUUUUUUUCUUUCAUGAUUCAGAUAGAUAGCAUGCAAUUUUAAGCAACUUUCUAUUUUACCCAUAUUAUCAAUUUGUCUUCAUUCUCUUGCUAUCUUUAUCGGGAAAGCAAGAAUGUAAGUUUAGAAGCCGGCCCAUUUUUGGUUCACAACCUGGGUUGUGCUAAUGUGCUUGCUGAUUGGUGGCUAAAUGCACCCACCAUUAAACAGGUGCUGUCCAGGGUCUAAACCAAAAAUUUUCUGGCUCCUAAGCUUAAAUGCCUUCUUUUUCAAAUAAAAAUAGCAAGAGAACAAAGAAAAAUUGAUCAUAGAAGUAAAUUAGAACAUUGCUUAAAAUUGCCUGCUCUAUCUGAAUCAUGAAAGAAAAAAUGUGGGUUUAGUAUCCCUUUAAUUAUUUUAAUUUGCUAUUGGGGGGUUUCUACUAAAGGAAUAUCACAAGAUCAAUCAUAAGUUAAUCACAAAAAAUGUAAUUGUUUUUAUAGUUUGUAUCUGGAAUUGUACUGCUUUUUUUAUUUAUUUUCUUUGCAUAUGUUUUUCUAAAAGGAUAACACACAUUUCUGUAUAAUCUUAUCUGUUUAUUGCAUGAAAUAUAAACCCUUUUUAGUACAUUAAAAACAAUGAAUUUUUAAGUAGACAUCUUUUUUUAAA
This is a messenger RNA of Bombina bombina (fire-bellied toad), 2469 nucleotides long. Its product is annotated as ornithine decarboxylase-like. NCBI's taxonomy places the organism in Eukaryota, Metazoa, Chordata, Amphibia, Anura, Bombinatoridae. Gene Ontology annotation, cellular component: cytoplasm. The coding region runs from base 2 to 1387 and encodes 461 amino acids. The transcript has 9 exons. Gene Ontology annotation, molecular function: ornithine decarboxylase activity. The record is from RefSeq and is a predicted model, not a curated record.